AACAGCACUGUGUAUAUAAUGUCCAUGGCCAUGCAGAUGGCUACCUUUGCCAUUAACUACAAGGGUCACCCGUUCAUGGAGUCUCUCACUGAAAAUCGACCACUACUGUGGAGUAUAGCUCUGUCAGGUUUAGCAAUUGUGGGCCUUCUGUCUGGUUCCUCACCAGAAUUCAAUGAACAGUUUGCCCUUGUUGAUAUUCCAACGGAGUUCAAAAUGAUCAUUGCCCAGGUCCUGGUUGUAGACUUUGUUGCGGCUCUUCUGGUGGACCGUGUCCUGCAGUUCCUGUUGGGCAAAGGAGCUCUCAGGCUGCCUUCUUGAACUCAGUGCCAAUAGCUACUGCUGCCCUUACCAACCGAACUGUAAAGGGAGAGAAGACUUUGGAUGAAGAGGACAAUUAAAGCUGUUGUGACACAAACAUAACACUUGAGACGGUCAUGGCAAGCGGUACUGUGCUCUGUGUAUCCCUUCCUUUAUUCCACUCCACCCUUCUGUUACCAUCUGAGUUCCUGUGUUUAGAUUCUGUUUUCUUCAGAACUCCUCAGUUCUUCUAUAUUUCUCUCUUUCUCUUCAUCUGUCCUUUCCCCGCUGCUACAAAAGGCCAUGAAGACAGCAGUAUUGAGUGGAGUGCGAGACUGUGUGCCAGCCAGAGUGAAACACAGGCACACUAAUGGGCAUUCUCUGAGAGAAUUGCAGAAGUGUUUUUGAUUUUUUUUUGACCCUUUAUUUUGUAAAAAGUGAAAAACAUCUCUAACAGACUUAUAAAGACUUACAGAUACAAA
Molecule: messenger RNA, 779 nt
Organism: Solea senegalensis (Senegalese sole)
Lineage: Eukaryota; Metazoa; Chordata; Actinopteri; Pleuronectiformes; Soleidae
Product: endoplasmic reticulum transmembrane helix translocase-like
Exons: 3
Coding region: 19-318 (99 amino acids)
Biological process (GO): intracellular calcium ion homeostasis; extraction of mislocalized protein from ER membrane
Cellular component (GO): endoplasmic reticulum membrane
Molecular function (GO): membrane protein dislocase activity; P-type ion transporter activity
Source: RefSeq, a predicted model, not a curated record